AUGGCUUCGCCCGCCGAAUGGCUUGUGCCAAUGUCUCGCGCGUUACUUGUGAUCUCAAUGGUACCACCGAUGGUUUUGUCUGCUCUCUUCAAUCUCUACUUCCGGCUUUUCUUCAUUUUCUCCGUGGUGGCUACGACUUACGUGCGCGAUCAACUUAUUGUGACGCCUCGAGCGCCAGCAGUGUGGGAAGACGGCUGGUCCGAUCAGGUGGUCCAGGCUGUAGCUAAGGUGAUUGUUGCACCAUUGCGGGCUCUGUACAUUGUUGACCGCUAUAUUUUUGCCAAAAAUCCCGAAGUGUAUUGGUAUUAUGGGGUACCUCUUUCUCGCAGGCAAGGGUUUUUCGAUUAUUUGGAGAUGGUCAAAGUGAGACGUCAGGUCUCACAACCAAUACGCUUCGUUGACCAUACUGAGUCCAAUGAGGCUGACGAAGGUGACAAUGCCAGUAUUGUACUGUCACUGAGCGAUGGUCGUCGAGCCCGAAUCUUCUCUGGAUUCACAUCGAAAUCUUAA
This is a messenger RNA of Diutina rugosa, 510 nucleotides long. RefSeq lists its product as uncharacterized. The record is from RefSeq and is a predicted model, not a curated record. The coding region runs from base 1 to 510 and encodes 169 amino acids. NCBI's taxonomy places the organism in Eukaryota, Fungi, Ascomycota, Pichiomycetes, Serinales, Debaryomycetaceae. The transcript has a single exon.